CUCCUGGCCCCCUCCUCCUCCUCCCCCCCGCCGCCGCCGCCGCCGCCGCCACCGAGCCCAUACGAGCGCCCGCCGCCCGCCCCAGCGCCCGGCGGCCGCGCCGCCCCCUGGUCCGCUAGCCGCAGCGGACGCGCCCUCUGGCCGCCGGUUCUGGGCGGGCGGGAGCGGCGUCGGCGAUGGCGCCGACUCGGAAGAAGCGCGCCUCGUCCGCGGCCGCGGCCGCCGCCGCCGCGGCCCAGUGGAAGGUCGGCGACCUCGUGCUCGCCAAGCUCAAGGGCUACCCGGCGUGGCCGGCCAUGAUUAGCGAGCCGCAGAAAUGGGGGCUUCCUUCAACUAAAAAGAAGUUGCUGGUCUACUUUUAUGGAACUAAAGAGAUUGCUUUCUGCAAUUAUGCUGAUCUUGAGGCGUUCACUGAAGAGAAAAAGAAAUCUCUACUUGUUAAACGACAUGGGAAAGGAGCAGAUUUUGUCAAAGCAGUUAAGGAAAUAGUUGAAAUUUUUGAUUCUAUGAAGAACGAGGACAAUAAUAAGAGUGGUUUGGCCCCUGCCAACAAUAGCAGCAGUUUGGACACUGGAGGUCCUGAAGAAGGUUCUGAUUUGGCCAAUGACAACAAGCUCGAGGGUAAUCCUGCCUCUUCCAUGGAUCACAGCAUGGCCAGUACCCCUGGGUCUAAUAUUGCUGCAUUGGAGAGUGAACACUGUGUUGUGAACUCUGCACCUGAUGAGCCUGCUAGUUCAUUUUCAAAGAAGAGGAGAAGUAAUGCUCUGCAACUAAGUUCUUGCACUCACCGUGAUCUUACUUCCCCACGGAGGCCAAGAAGUUCAUUAGGUGCUGAUCACAGGACUCGGGAUUCUUGUGGGCCAAAUGGUCUCAAUCUGCCUCCUGUUGGUAUGACCACUGAUGAUAGGCAGGAAGGUUCUUCUCGGCGUAAAUGUAUAGGUGAUGACAAACCUAAAUCGGAUCUCCUUUCAGCUAUGAAGGAUGUUAUGCUGUUCAAUUGCGGUCGAGGCACCUCAAGUCAAUCUGGAGCUUCUCUGAAUGGUAAUUAUGAGAACAAUUCGAGUUCUGCUGCAAAUAUAGAAAGUAAUCUUAAUGUUGAAGUAUGUCAAACUGUCAUGGGUAAAGAAGAUAAUCUGGAUGGGACACAAGAUCUUUCCACGAGUACAACAGUUACUUUUAAAAGAAAGCGAAGCCCGGACACCAAUGAUGUUAAUAAUUCUAUCAGCAGCGUGGUACCAAAUAUGGAUGAAGAAUUGCAGCCUAAUUCAAGUGGAAACCUGCCAGAUUCUCCAAAUUCAGGGAAUGAAGUCAAUAAGUCAGAUGGAGAUGACCACUUGCCAUUAGUGAAAAGGGCACGGGUUCGAAUGGGAAGACCCCAGCUGGAGGACUCCAUGGUUGAUGAGCUUGAUAUUUCUGGUAACAAAAUAGAGUUGGCUAUACCUGUAGAUGAAUGUUAUGAACAUGACCCGUCUUCAAUAGCGGGACAGGAUCAUCCAGCUGACCCAUCGCUGGCAUUGGGAAAUGAUCAUUUAGCUGAGGAGGUGCUUCCUGGCAUAGAUCCUUCACCCAAAGUAGACCCAUUGCUGGCAUCGGGAAAUGAUCAUUUAGCUGAGGAGGUGCUUCCUGGCAUAGAUCCUUCACCCAAUGUAGACCUGUCUGCAUCAGGAGAAGUUCAGACUGCUUGCAAGGACAAAGAGUAUCAAUCAAAGGUUUUGACGUUAGAUGGAGAAGCUGCUUUACCUCCAUCUAAACGUCUCCAUCGUGCCUUAGAGGCUAUGUCUGCUAAUGCUGCUGAAACUACUAGUAAUCCUCCUGAAGUGAAUAAGCCAAAGGAUUGUAUCCUGAAGCCUUGCACAACGUCGAUAGGAAGCUCUCCUUUUAAUAAAUCUGCAGAUGCACUUGUCAGAAGUCCAAGGUCUGCAACAACUAAAGGCCCGGAAAUAUGUUCAACUGUACUUUCUAUAGAUACCCCAACUGGCCUAAAGUGUAUGUCACAACCAAUAUUAAACAAGGACUCCCCGUCUUCUGUUUCAUUGGAAUUGACAAACGGUGGCAAUCAUGAUCUUCCAAAAGACAAAGUUCACACCAGGGAUGAUGAUGAUAUCUGUGGAAAUUCUCCAGCCUGUUCCUUGGAGUCGAAAGAGCCUGCCUUUGUAUCUAAGUUUGAUCAGUUGCCUAUGGGGAAAGUAAGUACAAAUGAGCUCCCGGAUCCAAUUGGUAACUCUGGUCAAGAUUUUAGUAAAAAUAUUGAUGGAUCUGCUUAUCCACUUAGCCAUGCAAAGACUGUUGUGUCAGGUGCUAAUCAUGAUUCCAAUUCCGAGCCACAAAAUAAGACAGUUUUGGCUGAACCAACAGUCAGUGUGGGUGACAGGACAAGUGCCUCUUUGUUGGUUACUAAAGUUACAUGCAGCCAGAAUGUUGCAGGCGCACGAACAUUUGAAGCGCAUGGUUCUUCAGCAACCACACUGAGAGAACCUGACCACAAAAUUAGCAUGAAGGAUAUUGGUUUAUCUCCUGACCCAAUGCCUAUGAAAGGACUUAUUGCUGCUGCACAUGCUCAGAAAUUCUCUCAACCAACUUCUUUCAUAGACAGUUUUUUAGAUUCCAAUGUUAUUUCUGAACCUUCGGUGAAUAUACCUUCAGUUAAGGAAGGAUCAGGUGGCCGGUGUUCACCUUCAAAUACUAUAAUAAGGUCUGCAUCAGAUAGGAUUCAUACUCAACAGACUAGUGGUAAGAUUCUUUCUGAUAACAUACAACAAAAGAGCUUGAACAAACCAGCAGGUCAUGACGAAGCCAGGUCAGCACGGAGGGCCUUUGAAAAUUUCCUAGGUACAUUAACAAGAACAAAAGAAUGUAUAGCCCGUGCAACACGUCUCGCUCUGGAUUGUGCCAAGCAUGGCAUUGCUGGGGAGGUAAUGGAUGUCAUCAUCGAACGCCUGGAAAAAGAAUCAAAUUUAUACAAAAGGGUGGACCUGUUCUUCCUUGUUGAUUCAAUAAUCCAGUGCUGUCGCAAUCAGAAAGGUGGAGUUGGAGAUGCCUAUCCUUCUCUUAUCCAAGCAGUCCUGCCACGAAUACUAUAUGCUUCUGCACCUCCUGGAAAUUCUGCAUGGGAGAAUCGAAGACAAUGUCUUAAGGUUUUGAAACUCUGGCUUGAGAGGAAAACUCUUUCAGAAUACAUCAUUCGUCAUCAUAUUAAGGAGCUUGAAGCUCUUAAUGAAGCAUCAUUUGGGACCUCUCGUCGUCAUUCAGGGACAGAGAGAGCUCUGAAUGACCCUUUACGGGAUAACGAAGGAAUGCUUGUAGAUGAAUAUGGAAGCAAUACUGGUUUCCAUCUUCCAAAUUUGAUCUGCGUGAAACUGCUUGAUGAGGAAGGAAGCUCCUCUGAGGAUAGGAGCUUUGAAGCUGUCACUCCUGAACAUGAAUCCACUGGUGCUGAGCAAGGGGAGGGUUCUCAAUUGGAUGGGGCGAAGCAUCGACUUGUCUUUGAAGAAGUGAAUGGUGAUCUUGAGAUGGAAGAUGUAGCCCCAUCAUCUGAAGCGGAAGCCACCUCUGCAUGCCAACAAGAUAUAACAGUUGCGAGGUGUACACCGACUAGUCAAAAUGUUGAUUCUGUUCCUCCGCUACCUGAAGACAAACCUCCAACUCCUCCCCCGUUGCCAUCAUCUCCACCACCUCUACCACGCCCUCAGUGUCCUGUCAUUCAAGGUUCACAGGUUCAAGGAGCAUUGCAUGUGGCACCUGAUCGAGUCGAGCCAGAUACUUUAAGAAAUGUUCAAGAUCAGCACCCUCAUUCUAUUGCAAAUAAUCGAGGCAACAUGGAUCCUUGUGCGGUUCCAUUCCAGCCUCCACCGCCCUAUACUUCUGGCUGUGCAGGGCAUCCAAACCAGAUGCAUCCGCCGCCACCGCUGCCUCCACCGCCGCCUCCACCACCUGUCGCACCUUUCCAUCCUCCUGGACCGCAUGGAAAUUUUUCUGGGCCCCCAGUACCGCCCCAUGGAAAUAACUAUCACCGUCCACCAGCACCACCACCUCCGAAUAAUGCAUACCAUUUGCAGCCACCACCACCGCAUCCACCACCACCACAUCCACCAGGUCCGAAUCAGUUCCCAUAUAUGCCACCUGAACACCAACAAAGAGCACAACCUUGGAAUUGUAAUCCUCCCUAUCCUGAGGGAUAUCAGUACAAUGGACAUGACAGAGGACACCCUCCAUACGAUAGGAGACAUCACUUUGAUGAUAGAUGGCAUCACUUCGACGAUAGAGGGCGACGCUUUGAUGAUGGAGGGCAUCAUUUCAAUGCCGGAGGACAUCAUUUUGAUGAUGGAGCAUAUCACUAUGAUGAUAGAGGGCAUCACUUCAAUGACAGAGGACAAAUGCACCAUGAACCUAUGGAUAGAGGAAGGUUUCCUCCACAUUUUGGACCAGAUCCCCCGUACCCUGACCAUUUUGAAGCUUCAUCCUCCCACCGUGGGCGACCAUCGGACGGUCCACCUGGUCCAUGUACCGACUGGUCGAUGCCGCCUAGGAGAUCCAAGUAUCCUCCUGGCUCCAGACAUUCAAUGGAGCCUCCAAUGUCCCAUGAAGGAGGUUGGAGGAGGCACGGAAGACACAAUAAUGAUAGAUUCCAUAGAUGAAGGGGCGCAGAAGCUUUGUGUCUCAACCAUGCUGAGCCUCAUCUGCGAUUAACAGUACAAUGGUUUCCAGAAGAGGGAUAAUUCCUGACAAUUUUAAUGGUUAUAGAUUUUAGUUUUCUUUCUUUUUGCCUUUGGUGGGCCGUGAAGGGGAUCUUCAUUGUCUCCAUUCGCGGACGGGCUUAGCAUGAAAUCUCUUUGCAAAAGAAGAGAUGGAACAGGCCCUGGUUGUACAAAUGUAUGUCGCCAUUCUUCUGCAAAUGCAGAAACGGAAGGGACUUCAAUGGUGCGUAGAGCUGUUCUGUAACAAUCUAGUUAGCCUUACAGUCUACUGUGUUGUUGAGAAAUUCUUCACUAUUGAUUUCCAUUCAAAUAUCCUUUUUGUAAUCCAACUGUCGUUUCAAGCACCUUACUGAAACUGUCUGACAUUGUAUAUGGCCACAAUCUAGAAUGUUCUUUUUU
Molecule: messenger RNA, 5093 nt
Organism: Aegilops tauschii subsp. strangulata
Lineage: Eukaryota; Viridiplantae; Streptophyta; Magnoliopsida; Poales; Poaceae
Source: RefSeq, a predicted model, not a curated record